Messenger RNA from Ceratosolen solmsi marchali, 1534 nucleotides. RefSeq names its product lipase 3-like. Lineage: Eukaryota; Metazoa; Arthropoda; Insecta; Hymenoptera; Agaonidae. The record is from RefSeq and is a predicted model, not a curated record. Gene Ontology annotation, molecular function: hydrolase activity, acting on ester bonds. The transcript is spliced from 9 exons. Bases 115 to 1398 code for a protein of 427 amino acids.
GUGCAAGCUCCUGUUGCACGACUUUAUAUUCGAGCCUUGCACUCGUCGUCCGCAAGUUCGAGCGAUAACAUCGUUCGCCAGGCGCAUUCCCAGAAGUACGCAAUAUAGGCAAAUAUGAACGAUAUAAAAUCAAUUCUCGUGUUGUAUUUGGUAUAUACGCUGUUGAUUGAUGUUUCGCCAAUAUUUUUUGAAUCACGUCCUGACUUGUUUGCGCGUGAGAGAUACGCGAGGAGUCGAAAUAAGACGACAGAGAGAUCUUUUGAUUCCAUAGAAGGCCUAAAAUCUCUGGAUUUUGUGGCACUUGUCAAUCGAUUUGGAUAUCCAGCCGAAGAACAUCUUGUGACAACAAUUGAUGGAUAUAAGUUACGCAUUCACAGAAUACCGGGAAGUCCUUCAAUUCCUAAGGCAGCGAAAAAACCAAUUGCCUUAUUUCAACAUGGUAUAUUCGCAUCCUCGGAUUUAUGGAUCCUUUCUGGCCCGACCAAGGAUUUGGCGUACUUAUUGGCUGAUGCCGGAUAUGACGUGUGGUUGAGCAAUGCACGCGGUAACACUUAUUCCCGUUCGCACACAACGUUGUCUCCGAACCGUGAUCAGCAAUUUUGGCAAUUCAGCUUCCACGAGAUAGCAGUAUUUGAUAUGACAGCUGUCAUCGACUAUAUUCUACAAUUAACGGAUCAACAAUCAAUUGUUUAUAUUGGCCAUUCGAUGGGUACAACUAUUAGCUAUGUAUUGCUGUCUACGAAACCCGAAUACAACAAAAAACUGAAAUUAAUAAUCAGUUUGUCACCGGUAGUCUACUGGCAUACGCCACACUCACCUAUGGUGAAGUUCGUCAAGAAGAAUUUUGAGGCAUUUAAAAAUUUCUAUAUUAGUUCCGGUACUUACGAAGUCUUUCCUUUAACGAAAGCAAACAUAAAAGUUUUGUACUCAUUUUGCAGCAAUGAAAGUAUUUUACAACAAUAUUGUAUAAAACUUAUAUAUUAUUUGUUUGGUUACAAUCCUUCUCAAUUUAUUACAUCUAAAUUGCCGACUCUAGUCUCAUAUUUUCCUUCAGGAUCUUCGAUUCAAACGUUAACGCAUUUUUACCAAAAUUUGAUAUCAGAUUCUUUUAAAAUGUUUGACUAUGGAAUUAUACAGAAUUUUGCAGUGUAUAAGCAGAGGGAACCACCGCAUUAUAAUUUGAGUAAUAUUGUCGCACCAGUGGCUUUAUUUUAUGGAAAAGGAGAUACAUUAAUUUCACCACACAAUUCCAUCGAUUUGUCGAAGGAUUUACGAAAUAUUGUGACUAUUGAACCAGUGAAAGAUGAAAUGUUCACUCAUUUUGAUUUCUUAAUUUCACGUGAUCUAAAAACUGUACUCAAUGAUCGAAUCCUAGAAAUCAUUAGCGAAGUCGCUUGACAUGAUUAUAGAUCCGAUGAUAUUGUAUUAUAGUAUUUAAUGAAUUCGUUCGUCUAGGGUAUUAUAUAUAUGCAACUGUUAUUUGUUGAUGAAGCAUAUUGUAUACUCAAUCAUCAUUGAUAUUCUGUAUUUUUUU